GGGCGGGCGGGGAGCCGGGCGUCCGUCGUCGGGUGACGCGGGCCCUCGCCCCACCCGCCGGCAGCCACUCCCCGUCUCCGUCCCCGAACUCGAGAGCGACACGUGACGCGGCCGGGGCCAGUCACGUGAGGCGGGCAUCCCGGCUGGGAGGGGGCGGCCCGCGAAGGGGUCCGGCGCGGCGGCGGCGGCGGCGGCGGCGGCGGCGGAAGAUGGCGGGGUGCCGGGGGUCCCUGUGCUGCUGCUGCUGCGGGGAGCGGGAGAGCCGCACCCCCGAGGAGCUGACCAUCCUUGGAGAGACACAGGAAGAGGAAGACGAGAUCCUUCCACGGAAAGACUAUGAGAGCUUGGACUAUGACCGCUGCAUCAAUGACCCUUACCUGGAAGUGCUGGAGACCAUGGACAAUAAGAAGGGCCGCAGGUACGAGGCGGUGAAGUGGCUGGUGGUGUUGGCCAUCGGAGUCUGCGCCGGGCUGGUGGGGCUCUUCGUGGACUUCUUCGCACGUCUCUUCACACAGCUUAAGUUUGGAGUGGUGACGACGUCCGUGGAGGAGUGUAGCCAGAAGGGCUGCCUCGCCCUGUCCCUUCUCGAGCUCUUGGGCUUCAACCUGACCUUCGUCUUCCUGGCCAGCAUCCUUGUCCUCAUUGAGCCGGUGGCAGCAGGCUCGGGGAUGCCGGAGAUCAAGUGCUACCUGAACGGCGUGAAGGUGCCCAGGAUCGUGCGGCUCCGGACUCUGCUCUGCAAGGUUUUCGGGGUGCUGUUCAGCGUGGCCGGAGGACUCUUUGUGGGAAAGGAAGACCCCAUGGUCCACAGUGGAGCGGUGCUGGGCGCCGGCCUGCCGCAGUUCCAGAGCGUCUCUCUCCGGAAGAUCCAGCUGAACUUCCCCUAUUUCCGAAGUGACAGAGACAAGCGGGACUUUGUAUCAGCAGGGGCGGCCGCUGGAGUCGCUGUGGCGUUCGGGGCUCCCAUUGGGGGUACCUUGUUCAGCCUGGAGGAGGGCUCGUCCUUCUGGAACCAGGGGCUCACGUGGAAAGUGCUCUUCUGCGCCAUGGCCGCCACCUUCACUCUCAACUUCUUUCGCUCUGGGAUCCAGUUUGGAAGCUGGGGCUCCUUCCAGCUCCCCGGUCUGCUUAACUUCGGGGAGUUCAAGUGCUCUGACUCUGAUAAAAAAUGUCAUCUCUGGACAGCUAUGGAUUUGGGGUUCUUCGUCAUGAUGGGGGUCAUCGGGGGCCUCCUGGGAGCCACGUUCAACUGUCUGAACAAGAGGCUUGCGAAGUACCGUAUGCGGAACGUGCACCCGAAACCUAAGCUCGUCAGAGUCCUCGAGGGCCUCCUGGUGGCGCUGGUGACCACCGUGGUGGUGUUUGUGGCCUCGAUGGUGCUGGGGGAGUGUCGGCCACUGUCGGCGGCCCAGCUCGGGAACGGCUCGCUCCAGCUCCAGGUCGCCCCCGAUGUGAAUUCCAGCAUCAAGACUUUCUUCUGCCCCAACGAGACCUACAACGACAUGGCCACCCUCUUCUUCAACCCACAGGAGGCGGCCAUCCUGCAGCUCCUGCACCAGGACGGUACCUUUAGCCCCAUCACGCUGGCCCUGUUCUUCGUCCUCUACUUCUUGCUGGCAUGCUGGACUUACGGCGUGUCUGUGCCAAGUGGCCUUUUUGUACCUUCUUUGCUAUGUGGAGCUGCUUUUGGACGUUUGGUGGCAAAUAUCCUGAAAAGCUACAUCGGACUGGGCCACAUCUACUCGGGGACCUUUGCCCUGAUCGGGGCCGCGGCGUUCCUGGGCGGGGUCGUCCGCAUGACCAUCAGCCUCACCGUCAUCCUGAUCGAGUCCACCAACGAGAUCGCUUAUGGGCUGCCCAUCAUGGUCACCCUGAUGGUGGCCAAGUGGACGGGGGACUUCUUCAACAAGGGCAUCUACGGCGUCCACGUGGACCUGCGCGGGGUGCCACUGCUGGAGUGGGAGACGGAGGUGGAGAUGGACAAACUGAGAGCCAGCGACAUCAUGGAGCCCAACCUGACCUACGUGUACCCGCACACGCGCAUCCAGUCCCUGGUCAGCAUCCUGCGCACCACCGUCCACCACGCCUUCCCCGUGGUCACCGAGAACCGCGGCAACGAGAAGGAGUUCAUGAAGGGCAACCAGCUCAUCAGCAACAACAUCAGGUUCAAGAAGUCCAGUAUCCUGACGCGCGCCUGUGAGCAGCGCCGGCGGAGCCAGUCCAUGAAGUCGUACCCGUCGAGCGAGCUGCGGAACGUGUGUGACGAGCACGCGCCGGCCGAGGGCCCGGCCGAGAAGGAGGACCUCCUGCAGCAGAUGCUGGAGCGCAGGUACACCCCCUACCCCAACCUGUACCCCGACCAGUCCCCGAGCGAAGACUGGACCAUGGAGGAGCGCUUCCGCCCGCUCACCUUCCACGGCCUCGUCCUGCGCUCCCAGCUCGUCACUCUGCUGGUCCGCGGGGUCUGCUACUCCGAGAGCCAGUCGAGUGCCAGCCAGCCACGCCUGUGCUAUGCCGAGAUGGCCGAGGACUACCCGCGCUACCCCGACAUCCACGACCUGGACCUCACGCUGCUCAACCCGCGGAUGAUCGUGGACGUCACCCCCUACAUGAACCCGUCGCCCUUCACCGUUUCCCCCAACGCGCACGUGUCCCAGGUCUUCAACCUCUUCCGAACCAUGGGCCUGCGGCACUUGCCCGUGGUGAACGCCGUGGGAGAGAUCGUGGGCAUCAUCACCCGGCACAACCUCACCUACGAGUUCCUGCACGCGCGCCUGCGCCAGCACUACCAGACCAUGUGACGGCGCCGCCCGCCCUGCUGCCGGCCCGGGAGGCACCGCGGGGACACGGGGCCCGGGGGAGGCUCGACCCCUGGGAGUUGGCACUUGUCUGACUGUCUCGGCACAAAUCGUCCCCCGCCUGCUCCCCACCCUCCUCGCACUGGUGUGGCGCCAGCACCCAGGGGAGCGCAUCUCCGGGGGUGACUGGGGUGACCCGAGCAGACACCCCCCCUCGCUUUGCUGCUUUCCUCGGGAACUCAGCUGUUGCCUUAAGCCCACCCCGGAUGGCACUGGAUUCUCAGCGGGGGGCUGGGGCCCGUUCGCCGCGGGGCUGUGCCCUCCUGGUACCCCAGUCUCUGCGGGGUGACCCUCCUGGGACGCCCCCAACAGAAGCACACGGUGCCCCAGCCCACUCACCACCUCUGGGCAGUGGCCCCGAGGCUUCCUCCAGACCCCGCCACCCACCGUCCACUGCUGACUGUCCCCACCCUCCUGCCCUCUGCCUGCCCCCAGCCACCCAGAGUGAGCUUUCUGCCUCCUCUGUCACCGCAGUGAGAGCAGAGAACCCCGAGACUCGGCCACCUUGCUGGCCGCUGGGCACUGAGCACUGUGGUGGGAGAGCUGCCGGAGGGACGGGAUGCAGCCCUGGGGUCACCGGUGCUUGCCUUAGCCAGGGGCCUCCCUCGGGCUGGGCGAGGCUCCGGCCCAAGCUCAGAGCCCAGCCACACCACCUGGUGUCCAUCAGGGGCCCCACGUCCCUCCAGGCCACUCCGGCCUCACUGCCCAGGGGCCCCGCGGGAGCCUCUGAGCCCUGGACGGCGCCUGUUGGCUCCGAGCUCUGCCCAGCAAGAGGCUGAGUGCGCAUGCUCUGGACUCUGGUGACAGUCCUUUGCACUUAACCCGGAUGUCACCGAGUCUGGGGACGAUUGUCUUCCCCACGACUGAGGGAAUCUGUCCACAUCUCUUUUGACUCCUGGAAAUACCCCGCCCCCCCCCCCCCCCCCGCCGCCAGCUUUUGUAUCCCUUGAAUCAAUGUCACUUUGGAUUUUUGUUUUUUUUGGUUUUGGGGCCACUUUCCAUAGUGCUCAGGGGUUCCUCCUGGCCCUGCACUCAGGAAUCACUCCUGGUGGUGCUCGGGGGACCCUGCGGGUGCCAGGGAUGGAACCUGGGUGGGCCGUGUGCAAGGCAGGCGCCCACCCCGCUGUCCUAUCACUCCGGCCCCGCUUUUGGUUUCUUAGAGGCCGUUUCACCUUCCUGAGACGCGCUGGUCCUGUGCCGGGGGGAGAAAGUGCCCUCUAAGCAGUCUCGGGGUCGCAGGGGUGGGGCCCUACCAGGCGGGCAGGCCGGACGCCGGCACCCGGGCUGAAGCAGGGCCCACCCCUCCUUGGGCCUGGCCUGGCGCAGCCUGUGAGUCACCAGAUGCUUUGUCCCCAGUCCUGUAUCCCAGCGACUGCAAAACACCCCUCCCUGCCCGGGGCCAGCCCCGAAGAUCUUCCCCUUUCCAGACAAGCCCAAAGAUGCCCGCUGCUGCCCUGUCACGACGCCCCGCCCGUUGGAGGGCAGCUUCUCAGCAUCUCCCCCGGCCCCGACCCCCCUGGGGGGCUGGGGCUCGGCCACUCGGGGUUGCCUGUGUCUGGGGUCCCCGGCAAAGCGAGGCCGGGUCUGACUGCGGCCUGAGGCUGUUUCUCGAGACCCUGUGGACUGGGCGGUUCCGCGUGGCCCCUGGCGUUUCCCAGGCCUGUCUCUGCGCAGUAUUAGCCGCCCCCAGGCCCGGGGGUGGCCCCUGGCAGCUGCAGGCAGGUCUGUCCCCUUUGCACUGUUCAGACGGUCACCUUAGUGGACACCGCUGUGUAUAUACAUUGUAUUUUUUGUUUUAAUUUGUAAAAUUCUAUUUUUAUUUGAACUUUCGGAACCUGGAAAAGUUCUAGUGGCCACCCUUAACAUGUUAGAAUAAACGUCUCCCCCGGCCCUCCCUGCGGCUGGGGUGUCCAUCUUG
Molecule: messenger RNA, 4776 nt
Organism: Sorex araneus (European shrew)
Lineage: Eukaryota; Metazoa; Chordata; Mammalia; Eulipotyphla; Soricidae
Gene: CLCN6
Product: chloride voltage-gated channel 6
Exons: 23
Coding region: 210-2801 (863 amino acids)
Biological process (GO): transmembrane transport; chloride transport
Cellular component (GO): intracellular membrane-bounded organelle; lysosomal membrane
Molecular function (GO): voltage-gated chloride channel activity
Source: RefSeq, a predicted model, not a curated record